Amoebophrya sp. A120 is the source of this 2981-nucleotide messenger RNA. The record is from the annotation of a GenBank genome assembly. NCBI's taxonomy places the organism in Eukaryota, Dinophyceae, Syndiniales, Amoebophryaceae.
AGAUCCUCAAAAAUUUGCAACGAACUACGAGAGCCGGAAGUUCUAGCUACUUUCCUGCAUUGUACGAAGAAUAAGAACUACAUCAUGGAGCAUUCUCCGCAUCAUGUCUCUGCCUCGGCCAGUCUGCGCAGCGCUGCAGUGAACAGCCUCCUUCCCACGUCGCCCGCUGCGGCUGGUGCGAGUGGCGCAGCUUCCAAUAAAGUGAGUGGCAUUUGUUCUACUUCUAUCACCACUCCCACAUCAACCGGCACGGCGGUAGGACCUUCUGUUGGAUCAUCUGGCGUUGUUGUCUCCGCGUCCUUGCAGCAGCAAGCAGGAGCUGGAGUUGUAUCAGUUUUACCCGCAUCAUCGGGAGGAGGGAACCUCAACUUUUAUUCAGCUGCCCACCCUGCUGCUGGGCCGGCCACUUCCGCUUCCCAAUCUGCGGUGCUCGCGGCAGCAGCGUCCCCGAAAACGUCGAUUUCGUCUUCGAGUUGCACUUAUCAACUGUAAAAAUGUCUGGGUCUGGAAGGGUGUAAACUUGUCAUGCAGGUUUUCCAUGACCCAUGAGGUCCGAAAUGCGGGACUUCGCGUGACAGACUCUGUGAGGUCUCUGCCAUGCGUAUCCUGCAUGAGAAACUUCCUCCCAACUUGGUCGAAAGUGGAGAGCUUUUGGGAAUUAUGCAACACAGAUUUUUGCAUGAUUGAGAUUUAGCAUGACAAGUUGGAAUCUUCCAGACCCAGACAUUUUUGCAUUUCGUAGCACUUCGACUGGAAUUAUCCAACCCACCCCAGCCUCUACUACCAGUCCCUCCCGCGGCGCGCCGUCCCACGUGUACACGACCACCAGCUCCGUGAAUAAUUCCACCUCCGCAUCAGGAGCAAAGCUCCCAAAUUUGCUAACCUCGUCCUGGUCAUCCGGAGCAAAUGCUGGCCUGGUUUCUACUUCUAGUGGGGGUGCUGCAACAGCAACCGGUGGUUGUGGUGACCGUGUACUAGUUGUUGACCACGGGGGCCUUGUCCACACGACCUCCUCGAACGGCUCUUCGCACAAGCCCAGCAUUCACACCACCACGUCGAAAAGCGGCACGACGACUGCAAAGACCUCCAUCGACGAAACAAACAGCACUACCGCGCCGGGACCAGCACCGGGGGAUAGCACAAAUUUCUUACAGCGGGAAACCUCCUCUUCGUUGCAUCACCACCAGAGUGGUACAACUACUGCAACGACCGCCCAGCUGCACCUCCAAGGUGGCGGGUCAACGACUGCUGCUGCGCCAGGUGUAGUUCCUGGCUCGUCGGCCAGCCUGGCAAAUCCGUCGCAACAUCAACAGCAGCUAUUGUUUCAGGAACAGCAGAAUAAACAGCUGGACAAACAGAUUCACUACUACAACCAAGAGGUGGCGAAGUUGCACGUUUUCAAGCAGAAGAUUCAGCACCAGUUUGAUGUGGAAUUCAAACACAUGAGCGAGAAGCUCGAAAAAAUCCAGCAGGAACGUGACGAUUUACUGCAUCAGGGUUUGUAUCCAAUGUGUACAAAAGUUCAUUGUACUCGUACAUGAAGUAGAAGUGCAGUCUAUUUUGGCAUGAUGCGCAUGGGGGAUCUGCUCUUUUACUACGAACUGAAUCUGCUUCAACAUGAAAAAAGAAUUUGUCCUCUUGUUCGACAUGCAAUACCAUUUCAGUACCAGUACGUGCUGUACAGCAUGUUUUUGCACUGCAUAGUGUGGAUGGCGAAGAGUUGACGCAAUCGCUUCAGAGGCGGCUAGCCGAUGUAAUGAAGGAGAUGUCAGCCAUGGCGGAGAUUACGAGCGAGCAGGACAAGGCGCUUACCUGGCUGAUUCAGUACCGCUUGAAAUUGGAGGAGUGGGUGGUGAAAAAGUCCGCGGAACUUGAAGUUCUGCAGGAAAAAACUUCUACUGGAACCAUUGCUGGCCCAACCAAAUCUUCCCCAGCAUCACCACCAACCUCGGUGCUCGACGCCUUGAAGAAAGAGGUCGGCAAGGAGCCGUUGCUCGCCUCUCCCGAUUGUCUGGAGGAAACCAACAGCAGCAGCACCAGCAACGCGGUGGGAGUGGCCGCUGGGACGAAUCUCCUUUUGCAAAACCAGCACGGGGCAGCUAAAAGUGCUAUCACCGGAACUACACCAAAUCUGAAUAGUCUUGCAACAGGAUUGCAGCAAGGUAGUACGUCUCCUACGUUGAACAGCAGUCAACUUAAUAACCUCGUCAACAACCGGUCGUUUUCGAAACAGAAAAUGCUCUUGCUGGACAGAUAUGGAUUGCAAAAGUGUCUGGGUCUGGAGGGUUGGAACUUGUGCUGCUAACUUUGGACUCUAAAAAAUCUGUAUUGCAUGACCAGCAAGAGGAGUCCGGUUUGUGCUACGCGUGGAGGGCAUUCGUCAUGCGGAAUAGGCAUCAGGAAGGUAGGCCUCUAAAAAUCUGUGAUGCUAGGGCUUCUAUGACCGACAUUCUGUGUCAUGCAAAUAAAACAGCAUAUACAAAUUUCGGAUUCUUCCAGACCCAGACAUUUUUACAUUUGAUAAAAGAAAACGAAGCAAGGAGAGUGACCUGUCGAUUAGCGCAAAGAACGGCGAUGCGGAGGACGACGAGGAGGGGGAUGCGAGAAGUGUGUAAAGCGUGAUGUGUUGGGGGGGUUCAUGGUGUUGAGUAAAGCUGUGACUUCCUCACCUUGCGUUCCCGCCACGGUUGGAAUACUUUGAUUUCUUGCGCUUGGAAAAACUGAUACGCUGACGCUCUCUAUGAAGUACCUGAUCGAUUUCUUAUUUUGGAUUUUCGGGAAACAACAAACACAAACUCCAGUAAAUGGAGAAAAAGAGAAAGAAAAAGUAGAGCUAUGCAUCUUGAGUAAAGUGACAACGAGAAAGGACUGUGACUACUUUCGGAAGAUUCAUUUCUUAACAAGCAAAGCCUCAGAUCGAGGAUCCGCCCGAACAGCAAACAAGGGACGAAAUGAAAUCGGGUACAUGGACAGAGAGAUAU